GUGCUUCCCACCGAAGACGACUGCUUACUUCUUUCAGCCCAAUUUUUUUCCGCCGUGUAGUUUCAGUAUCAGGCGCUGAAAGUUCUCUCUUUCGAACUGAAUAUUAUCCCCCGUGGCCGUGGAUUCGGGGUUCUAUCCGCAAUCAAUGGAUGGAUGCCAUUCUUUUGGUGAGGAUAGGGAAAUGAUAGAGAGUUCUAGUGAGAAGUUAGAUGCACCUGAAGGAAUUUUGGAUGUUGAACCAUACCUAGGGAUGGAGUUUGAAUCUGAAGAGGCUGCCAAGGUUUUUUAUGAUGCCUAUGCUACUCGUUUGGGAUUCAUUAUGCGUGUAGAUGCAUUUCGCAGGUCUAUGCGUGAUGGGAAGGUUGUCUGGCGUCGACUUGUGUGUAAUAAAGAAGGUUUCCGAAAAUUGAGGCCUCGUAGAAGUGAAAGUAGAAAGCCUAGAGCAAUCACUAGAGAAGGGUGCAAAGCGAUGAUGGUGGUAAAGAAAGAAAAAUCAGGAAAAUGGGUUGUAACAAGAUUUGAUAAGGAGCAUAAUCAUCCAUUGGUGCCUAUACCUUCAAAUGGUCAUCGAAGCAUGCUUCUCUCUCAAACACCAGAUGAGAAAGAUGUAAAGAUUCGAGAACUAAGUGCUGAAUUACAGAGAGAGAGAAAGCGAUCCGCUGCUUUGCAGGAGCAACUAAAUAUGGUUUUAAGAGAUAUGGAGGAACAUUCCAACCACCUAUCGAGGAACAUCGAUGACAUAAUUCAAAGUGUACGAGAGAUUGAGUCAAAGCAGGUAGAACUUCACGGAGCUAAGUCGUAGGUUUAGAAAUUUGUUCCUUACACUUUGGCAUGUAUAUUUUUUAGCAAGCUAUUUUUUUUUGGUUUCCAGUUUGUGGUAGUAAUUUAGAAUUUAUAUACCCUUUUUUUUUUUACUAGUCGUUCUUCCUUUUAUGGGAGGGAGAUGGGUGUUGAGCUUUAGCCUUUAGGUUUAUUAGUUGAAUUGCACUUUGCAUGAAUAAGAAGGGUCGAAUGUUAGAUGAAUUUUCCUUAUAAUUUUCGCUUUUCUUCUGGACUUAAUUGUUUUGUAAUGCUACUACAGUAUCAGAGCCCAAUAUAUGUAUUAGCAACAA
Molecule: messenger RNA, 1112 nt
Organism: Rubroshorea leprosula
Lineage: Eukaryota; Viridiplantae; Streptophyta; Magnoliopsida; Malvales; Dipterocarpaceae
Source: the annotation of a GenBank genome assembly